GUACCUCAUGUAACGGCGAUGUUGACGGAAGUGAAACGAACAGCAAUAGAAUUUGCAAAACACGUGUUUACAUUAUGCUAGUUUGAGCUUCUAUAUAUAUAACGUUGCCUGUUAUACAUGUAGAAACAGUUCACCCGACUUUCAUUACAAUAUAUAUUGUUUUAUUUACAAAGCGUUAACGUGCAAUGUCUCGUACAAUGCAGCCAACUUGUGAUUCUCACGUUAGCUCGAUGCUAAACUUGAGCUCUACUGGUUCCACCUUCCGUGUUCUUGUGGGUGUAACUGGUAGUGUUGCAGCAAUGAAGUUACCUUUGUUGGUGUCACAACUUCUCGAAAUACCCGAGAUUGAUGUACGGGUGGUCACCACAGACCAUGCUACCCAUUUUUACAACGUUGCUGAGGUUCCUGUCCAUGUCUACACAGACAAAGAUGAGUGGGAGAUAUUUAAAACCCGCUCAGACCCUGUGCUACACAUAGAACUGAGACGGUGGGCCAACCUGCUGGUCAUUGCUCCACUGGAUGCAAACACACUCGGCAAGAUAGCCAGUGGUAUUUGCGACAACCUUCUGACAUGCAUUGUAAGAGCGUGGGACAUGAGUCGUCCUCUACUCUUUUGUCCUGCCAUGAACACGACUAUGUGGCAGCAUCCGAUCACUGCCCAGCAAGUGGCCACACUUCAGGGCUUUGGCUAUGUGGAGAUCCCCUGCAUUUAUAAGAAGCUGGUCUGUGGAGAUGAAGGCAAAGGUGCAAUGGCAGAGGUGUCAACUAUUGUGGAUGCCAUCCGAAAGUAUCUUCCAAGACCAGCUGAGAAAAUCACAGCACGUUGAUAAACACUGAAAAUGCAAUAUACAGUAUAUCCUACUGUGAAUGUAUAUACUUUUAUAGAAUAAAUAGUUUUCUAUAAUGUGGGCAAGUUGUGGCCUAAUGGUUAGAGAGUCUGACUCGUAAUCAUAAGGUUGUGGGUUCGAGUCUCGGGCCGGCCACGACUGAGGUGCCCUCGAGCAAGGCACCAAACCCCUCAACUGCUCCCCGGGCCCCUCAGCAUAAAUGGCUGCCCACUGCUCCGGGUGUGUGUUCACAGUGUGUGUGUUCACAGUGUGUGUGUUCACAGUGUGUGUGUGCACAGUGUGUGUGUGCACAGUGUGUGUGUUCACUGCUGUGUGUGUGCACUUUGGAUGGGUCAAAUGCAGAGAACGAAUUCUGAGUAUGGGUCACUGUACUUAGCCGUAUGUCACUUCACUCACUUAUAUAAUGUGUGAUUCAAGUUCUUAUAUUAUUUAUAACUUAUAAUUACUUAUAUGUAUUUUAAAAAGACAAAUUUUAAUUAAAAAAAAAAGUGCAAUAAAGUCAUUUAAAAAUGUAACCUUUUUUAAUGAAAUUUGAAAAUAUACCUUUAAACAUUUAUUUAAAUUGUAGGUGAACUCAGUGAUAAGUUUAGUGCAUGUUUUUUGAUCUACCUUUAUUUUACACCCUACAGUGAUGUGUUAGUGAAAUAAGUUUGAUAAAUAUGAACUGAAGCUGCAAUCUCCAGAUAAAGCUUCUUAUUGAAA
Tachysurus fulvidraco (yellow catfish) is the source of this 1550-nucleotide messenger RNA. It is a transcript of the gene ppcdc, whose product is annotated as phosphopantothenoylcysteine decarboxylase. The transcript has 5 exons. Gene Ontology annotation, molecular function: phosphopantothenoylcysteine decarboxylase activity; FMN binding. Gene Ontology annotation, biological process: coenzyme A biosynthetic process. Gene Ontology annotation, cellular component: phosphopantothenoylcysteine decarboxylase complex. The record is from RefSeq and is a predicted model, not a curated record. NCBI's taxonomy places the organism in Eukaryota, Metazoa, Chordata, Actinopteri, Siluriformes, Bagridae. The coding region runs from base 186 to 827 and encodes 213 amino acids.